ACAGAUUGCUGGGCCCCAUCCCUAGAGUUUCUGCUUCCUUAGAUCUGGGGUAGGGCCUGAGAAUUUGCAUUUCUAAGUUCCCAGGUGAUGCUGAGGCUGCUAGUCCUGGAACCACACUUUGAGACCACUCAACUAGCUACUCAUGCACAAGGUAUGUGCACAGUUGACUUCUCUCCCACAAGGAAAGGCGUAAAGAUCACAAGGAAACACAUCAACUAGAACGUUUCAUGUGGGAUGAAUUCUAUGAAGAAAAUGAAGAGGGGGAAGGGUUAUGCAUCAGGGAGAAGUGCUUGAGAGUAGCAUUUGGAGUACAUAUAAGGGUUCCUUUUUGAGCAGUUAAAGUUUACAAGGGCAGAUAAAUAGACACACAAGUUGAACUGUCUUGGAUCAGGGGAGGGUCACCUACGGAGGCAGCGUGGAGAGGAAAGAGGUGUCUGGUAUCCCGGAGUGCGCAGAGGUGCAAGGAAAAGCAAAAGUGCCUGAGAAAGAGCCCCGUUCGAGGUUAUACGGGGAAUCCGAAAGAAACCGAGAGAGGAGAGAGUUUGGGAAGGAGGCAUGAUCAAGAGCCAUCGAUCCUGGGAGGUUAGAGGUGCCGCCUUAGGUGCGGUGACAGGAGGUCCCGAGGACCUCAACUAGCCAUCUCCCGAGCCAGACCGACAAGCACUGGAGCGAGAGGAGGGCAGGGAACCUGAGGCGGGGCGACCAGAGGCGGCUCCUUGGGAGUUUUGCUGCCUAGGAAUCAGAGAAAUGAGCACUCCCUCUUGAGGAUGGGGGAAAGGAAGGCUGUUUAAAAGGCAGGAGCUACUGGGGGUCUACGGGAGGGAUCACGGAGGGAAAAGGAAAAGAAACAACGGGAGAGAGAGGUCUGAGUCGUGAGAUGGGUAGAGGUGGCGGGGUCUGGGUAUUUGGAGAGCUGAAAAGCUCACCUGCUCUGGAAACAUCACUCAUCUGAACUUCACAACCACUCCAAAAGGAAAGCACUAUUUUCUCCAUUUUAUAGAUUAGGAAACUGAGGCUCAAAGAGGUGAAGGGACACGCCCACGGUCCCACAUCUCACAGAACAGGACCUUCCUCCGUGUGUCGACCCUGCGCUCCGCGUUUUGGCCCCGAGGCUCCUGGGGACUCCGAACAAGACCCUUUUUUGUGUCCUGGCAGGGAUGCCCUUUGGAGAGCCGCCCAAUGGCGAAGAGGCCCCGCAGAGAGAGGGCCGGGCAGGGCGGGGUGCCCCCUCCACCCUAGCUCCGCCCCCGGCAGCGCGGGAGGGGGCGUGGGGCGGGGGGCGCGCCGCGCGGGCUUCGCUGGCGGCUGCACAGAGCUCACAGUGCGGCCCGCGCUUCCCAGCGUCCGCAAUCGGCCGUCCGUGCCCACCGUGCCCAUCCCGCCAUGGCCGCGGCCGCCCUCCUAACCCGGUCCCGGCCACUGCCCCUGCUCCUGCUGCCGCCGCUGCUGCUGCUGUUGCUGCUGCUGCUGCGCGCCGGCCGGGUGCGCGCUGACAGUAAGGUGUUUGGUGACAUGGACCAGGUGCGAAUGACCUCAGAGGGCUCUGACUGCCGCUGCAAGUGCAUCAUGCGGCCGCUGAGCAAGGACGCGUGCAGCCGGGUGCGCAGCGGGCGGGCACGGGUGGAGGACUUCUACACUGUGGAGACCGUGAGCUCAGGGACCGACUGCCGCUGCUCUUGCACGGCGCCACCCUCCUCACUCAACCCCUGCGAGAACGAGUGGAAGAUGGAGAAGCUCAAGAAGCAGGCACCGGAGCUCCUCAAGCUACAGUCCAUGGUGGAUCUCCUGGAGGGCACCUUGUACAGCAUGGACCUGAUGAAAGUGCACGCCUAUGUCCACAAGGUGGCCUCCCAGAUGAACACGCUGGAAGAGAGCGUCAAGGUGAACCUGAGCCGGGAGAACGAGGUGGUGAAGGAGGGCAUGCGCCAUCUCAGUGAGCAGCUGAAGCGCUAUGAGAAUCACUCGGCCAUCAUGAUGGGCAUCAAGAAGGAGCUCUCCAGCCUGGGCCUCCAGCUGCUGCAGAAGGACGCCGCCACGGUCCCAGAUGCUGCCCCAGCCCCCGGCCCUGCUAGCAAGGCUCAGGACACAGCUGGAGGGAAAGGCAAAGACAACAACAAAUACAGCAACAUGCAGAAGAGCUUUGUAGACAGGGGCCUCCCAAAACCUCCUAAGGAGAAGCUGCUGAAGGUGGAGAAGCUGAGGAAGGAGGGUGGCAAGGGCAGAUUCCCCCAGCCCACAGCCAAGCCCCGGACCCUGGCCCAGCAGCAGGCUGUGAUCCGAGGCAUCACCUACUACAAGGCGGGCAGGAAGGAGGUGGCCGAAGCUGUGGCUGACAACGCCCUCAAGGGCACUUCCUGGCUGGAACAGCUGCCGCCCAGGGCCGAGGGCAGAUCACCAGAGCCCAACUCAGCAGAACAAGACGAGGCUGGGCCCAGGGCCUCAGAGGGAGCGGAUUUGGCCUCCGGCACCCCCGGCUCGGACCCCACCGUCACCUCCACCCUGACUCCCACCACCCGUCCCCUGCCCACCGAGCCACCUUCACGCCCAGACGUCCCCAACGCAGGCAGAGAGAUAAGCUGUGAGGGCACCCUCCGGGCUGUGGACCCCCCCGUGAGGCACCACAGCUACGGGCGCCAUGAGGGAGCCUGGAUGAAGGACCCCGCCGCGAAAGAUGACAGGAUCUAUGUCACCAACUACUACUACGGGAACAGCCUGGCAGAGUUCCGCAACCUGGAAAACUUCAAGCAAGGCCGCUGGAGUAACAUGUACAAGCUGCCCUACAACUGGAUCGGCACGGGCCACGUGGUGUACCAGGGCGCCUUCUACUACAACCGCGCCUUCACCAAGAACAUCAUCAAGUACGACCUGAGGCAGCGCUUCGUGGCCUCCUGGGCGCUGCUGCCAGACGUGGUGUACGAGGACACCACGCCCUGGAAGUGGCGCGGCCACUCGGACAUCGACUUCGCCGUGGACGAGAGCGGCCUGUGGGUCAUCUACCCCGCGGCGGAUGACCGCGACGAGGCCCAGCCCGAGGUGAUCGUGCUGAGCCGCCUGGACCCCGGCGACCUCUCCAUGCACCGCGAGACCACGUGGAAGACGCGGCUGCGGCGGAACUCCUACGGGAACUGCUUCCUGGUGUGCGGCAUCCUGUACGCCGUGGACACGUACGACCAGCAGGAGGGCCAGGUGGCCUACGCCUUCGACACGCACACGGGCACCGACGCGCGCCCGCAGCUGCCCUUCCUCAACAAGCACGCCUACACCACCCAGAUCGACUAUAACCCCAAGGAGCGGGUGCUGUAUGCCUGGGACAAUGGCCACCAGCUCACCUACACCCUCCACUUUGUGGUCUGAGCAUGGACCUGUGCUCACAGGAGAGGAGGGGCAGUGGGCAUGGGGGCUCCCCACAGCAACUCCUGCAAGGGGCUCCAUCAGCAAAUAUUUUGGGGGGGGGCAGGUCCCGGGGCAGGUGCUGGGCAUGUGGCACAGCCAGGUCAAAGCUCCCUUGGCCCCAGUGGGUUAGUAAUCCCUUCCACUCACAGAGCACCCUGCCAAGAUCUUCGUGUGCACUCAAUCCCACUCAGUCCUCCCACUGGCACCCUUGGAGGUAGAGAUGAUUCAGCCCAUUUAACAGAUGAGGACACUGAGGCUCAGAGAGACCGUUCCCUUGCCUAAAUAGCCUCACUUUGGAUCAGGCAGGCCAUGCUUUACAGAUGAGGAGACCUGACCACACUCCCCUACACCUCCAGGCCUCUCCCUACUCCUAUAGUUUCUCUUGCUCUCUCAACUCUGUCUCCCUUCCUGAGGCCGCUCUAAACCAGAGGCCUCUGGGACCCAUGCACUAGUGUUGGUUGGAGGCUCCGCUCCGUGUACCACCCCCGGCGCCCGUUCUGGCCGAACUGUUGGUGGCCCUGGGCUUCAGGCCCCUUGGCCAAUGUUCCUGCUCCUUGCCUCUAGCCCCCCCCCUCCCCCGCCCCUGCCACCCCUCCUCACCGUUCUGUCCAACCACAUUCCAAACCUCCAUGGUCACCCAGCCACUGAGCAGAAACCACACCCCGAGGAAAAAUACCAGCCCCUGUUCCAAGCUCCCCCUCCCUCUGUACUCAUUUCUAUUUUCUCUUAUUCCGCCUCAGUGCCGUCAUCUGUUUCCGCAGCAGCAGCUGAGAAGGCUGCAGGCAGCUGUCUGCCAGCCCCGACUCUACCAGGGUGGGCAGCUGGGCCAGGCCCUGAGGCUCCCUCUCCACCCAGAACGGCUGGCUUUGGCCACACACCACAGGCCAUGGGACCUCUCCUCGGCCCUUCCCAAGGCCUUUGGACCUGCGGUCCGUGUUGUCGUUUCUCUCUGGACCUUUGAACCCACAACCUGUAUGCACUCAGGGAUACCUCCAGGACUGCCAUGAGCAAGACCCUAGACCCGAGGCUGGGGUGGUGCCGGGAUGAAACAGAUUCCCUCUUCCUUGUCACUCCUGACCUGAUCAUUUAGUGGAAUGGCCCAGCAGCAGGGGUGGGGG
Panthera uncia (snow leopard) is the source of this 4511-nucleotide messenger RNA. It is a transcript of the gene OLFML2A, whose product is annotated as olfactomedin like 2A. Lineage: Eukaryota; Metazoa; Chordata; Mammalia; Carnivora; Felidae. The record is from RefSeq and is a predicted model, not a curated record. Bases 1384 to 3354 code for a protein of 656 amino acids. Gene Ontology annotation, biological process: signal transduction. The transcript is spliced from 8 exons.